This is a messenger RNA of Cylindrotheca closterium, 1020 nucleotides long. The record is from the annotation of a GenBank genome assembly. NCBI's taxonomy places the organism in Eukaryota, Bacillariophyta, Bacillariophyceae, Bacillariales, Bacillariaceae.
AUGAUGCAGAUUCCAACUCAAGGUGGCGGCACUGUUACUGUCCCUUAUUCUAUGAAUGCUAACGGUGAGUUUGUGUUCAGUGGAAUGCAACUCAGCCGACAAGGCUGCAGUGGUGCUCAAGUGUGCCAAGGAUUUGAUGCAGCUCAAGCUCGAACUCCGCAAGCUGUGAAGACUGGCUAUUUUGAUACGUCAAAUGUCUUUCACAAUGCUAUGAAGGGAAAGGAUGAGACUGACAAUGAUGUCUAUCGUAUUCCAUGUCCUGCUGGUACGACAGAUGUCAAACUUCAAGCCGACUGGCACUAUGCUAAGGAAGAUGAAGAUUUGCCUGAUCUUGCUACCAAAGCAGAUCGAGAUCUGCAGUUUAUUCAAAGCCGCAGAAAGCAAAGAGAUCCAUUUGGGUUGUACGAUCAUGUCAUCAUGGACAGUGGUUGUACAAACACCACCAUUUGUAAUGGUGAGCUCAUGCAUGGACUACAUCAUGCUGAGAAAGAACUUGAUAUGCACACUAACGUGGGCAGCAGAGUUCUUGACGAAAAAGGUUUUCUAGGAAGAUUUCCACCUCCGGUUUAUCACGAUGAAGAUGGAAUUGCCAAUGUACUUGCUGCGGGAUACCGCAUCACUAUGGAUACUGAUGCUGACAAUGCUUUUACUGUGCAUUGUGAUGGAAACAGAAAGAUGCAAUUUGUGAAUUAUGAUAUGCUAGAUGAUAUGGGUGUUACUAUUGACCCGACGGCAGCUGGAGACCACGAGCCUACCGCUGAGCGAAACAAUAGGACGCUGAAAGAAAGAGUCAGAGUAGCUCUUGCACGAUUACUCUACAAAGUGGUCCCAAAAGUGAUCACUGAAUGUCUUGGACGUCGAGCCGCCAAGCUAUUGAAUGUCUUUCCCCAGAAAGACAGUAUCUCAUCACAUUUCAGUCCGCAGCAACUCAUUGAUAAUGUCAAUAUCAACUACAAGAGUGACAUGGUUGCUGAACUUGGACAACAUGUUCAUGCAAUUGGGACGGAUUCCAACAAUUAG